Messenger RNA from Schistosoma turkestanicum, 724 nucleotides. The record is from the annotation of a GenBank genome assembly. Lineage: Eukaryota; Metazoa; Platyhelminthes; Trematoda; Strigeidida; Schistosomatidae.
CUUAUGGUGAUUACGGUGUAGCAAAUGAAGCAAUACCUAAACAUCAUGUACCAUAUUCAUGUUGUGAUUUACAAACUUAUACAAGUGCACAAUGUAAUAAUGCUUCAAAAUUGACUAAAAACAAACUCAUCAAUUUAAUGACACAAUCAUCAUCAUCAUCACCUGAAAUCAACAAUCUUCCUUAUGUUAUUCCAUAUAAUCUGGCUUAUCCGGAAGGUUGUGUAAAUCGAUUGAAAAAAUUAUUUUUACCAGUAGUAAUUGGUUGUUUUUGUUUUUUAAUCUCAAUGAAUAUUUUUGCAACAUUUGUAAAUUGUUUUUAUGUACAAAAAGCUGCAGAUGAAGAAGAAUAUGAACGAACUUGGCUUGAUUCAAAAAGUUUUAUCAAAGAAACUAAAGAAGCAUUUUGUCUUCUACCAAAAACAAGCCAAAUUGAAACUACACGUAAUACUUCAAUGCCAAAUGAAAACGAUUUAAGUGUAUUUCAAAGACAAUUAUCACGUAAACGAACUCAUUCUACAAUAUCUGAUAAGCAUUAAAAUUCAAAUGACUUGUUAAUCUUAUAUUCAUUUUUUCCACCAUUUUGGUUUCUUCUUCAAACUUUUCAUGUAUAUUCUGUAUACAAUGCUUCUCCAUCUUUUCCUUUCAUGAAACAAAUUAUUUCCUAAUUUAAUACAGUGAUUAGAACUUUGAAAAAAUCGUAAAUUUUAAACAAUUUAUGAACUUU